This is a messenger RNA of Hymenoscyphus albidus, 1584 nucleotides long. Lineage: Eukaryota; Fungi; Ascomycota; Leotiomycetes; Helotiales; Helotiaceae. The record is from the annotation of a GenBank genome assembly.
CUCUGAUCUGCCAAACUUCAGUGUGAAUCCUGGAAAUCGAUCUCCUUCAUUACUUUACAAUGGCCUACUGCUGUGUGUGCGGUUUGGCUCUGUGUGGGAUAUACUAUCCCGAAACUUUUGAUCUCGACGAUGAUGAGAAAGCGGUAUUGUACGACCAAGAGAAGUUAUCGAAGGCGCAAUUAGAGGUAUGAAAUCAAAAAUAUUUCGGAUUUGGGUCACCAUUUUACACAUGCAUUCUUAACAAAUUAUAGUGGACACAACAUGGCUUUUGUACCAUCAACGAGAAAUCCUUCGAGUAAGAUCCCAUUACGAGAAUAAAUAACAAAACAUGAGCUAACAAUACAAGAAAUAUCAAUCAAUCACACUUAUCGGAUUUAAGUCUAACAAAUUUCACCACUCUUUCGGGCACGCAAAUCCCGAUCAGACAAGCGGACCCCACGUUCCAAAGCGAUGACACUUUCCCAGAUAUCACCACUGCAGGAUCCUUUUUCCCGAUUCACUUGCGCUGCCUUACCCUUGUCGAGAACACCAUCAAGCAUCAAGUUGAUAUCAACUCACACACAGAGAUUUCAGGCAUAGCAGCAAUUCAAUACUUUUAUCGGUGUUUAGAACGUCUAAAACCACUGAUUCGGGAGAGCCAAGAGAGAUUCACGGGAAAAGGCGUGGAAUGGGAGCACGGCUAUUAUGGUGCAAGAAGAUUCUGGUUCGAUAGCUGGACCAUGGAAAUGGGUUGGGAGUUCUUGUGCGCAGACCCCUUUGAUAUUCCCGACUUAACAGACUUUCUGCUUAACAAUCUGGUGGAAAUCCCAGCCUCGGAAGUCGAUCUGUUUCAACAAAACCCCAAGUCUGACGGAGUUUCACUGGAUACACUUCCUACCGAAAUCAUCGACAAGAUAAUUUCCAACCUUCCUACAACCUCAAUUCUAAGCCUUCACCGCACUUGCCGGAAACUUUCAAAUCAAAUUCGUCUCGACCAAUCGUUUUGGCGGGAUAGAUUGAUAGCCGGUACCAUCGUUCCAUUUCUCUGGGAUAUCGACGAAGCUGCCUGCCUCGAGAAAGAUGAAAAGUCCAUGAAGAAUAUGUGUUGGGAUUGGAAAGAAUUAGCUCGUACGCUGCGUGAGGAGCCAUUUGUUGAAUUGGUUCUGAAAGAUGUCUUGAAUCAGCCACUUAUGCAAGGUCUCGGUCUGGAUCAUUUGAGCUACUUCAAUGAGAUCAGCCAUACUGCCACGACAGGGCUGUCUGGAAAUCCACCACUUGGGUUGAUCAACAGGAUUAGGAUAGGAAGAAUCAUCAAAGAGGCAAUCUUGCGAUCUGGAGAAAUUAAAUGAAAGCCGAUAGCCUGGUUGAACAUUCAUUACAUUCCUCAACGAUUAUUUCAAAUUUACUCCCCUUUUUUUACUUUCCUUAAGCGAAUACCCUCAGAACAAGCGAGAUGUUUUCUACAUUUGGCCCGUAACGAUAUUCUAUCUAGUUACAGGCUAGCAUUCUAUUACAUGAGAUAAUACCUCACAAAUAUUUCCCCGUGUAUUAUCUCUUGUUGUGGUUAUUCAAGAAAGGCUUCAGCCAUAUUAAGCUGUAUCAAUG